AUGUUUGUUACAAGUUUCAUUGGAUUACUGACAUUUGGAUUAGUUUUCAAUCAUGCCGCAACCAACUUGAUAACCAAAAGCUCAGAAGAUGAAAACAGUGAUCGGCACAAACAUAAAAAACAUAGUUUCGUCUCCCAGCGUGACCUACAACCAAUUCUCUUAGCUCUUCCUCCUUCCCUUCAUGGCUCAUGUAAACGACUUAGAAGAACAAGAAAAUGUGGAAACGGACAUUUACAAAUUAUUGUUCUCAUGAAAAAUAUUUUCUCUGUCUACACGAUUCGAGGAGGCAACGGCGAGGAAUGGCAUGAAAAAUGCUUCGUAUAUGAAAAUAGCAAGCUUUAUUUAUUGGAGUUCAGCAUUUGCGGAGCGAGCGGUAAAGUGCUAGGUCGCAAAACAGAUACAGAGAUUUGUCAUGUGGUUGAUGUGAAAUCAAUUAUCUAA
Messenger RNA from Clunio marinus, 441 nucleotides. Lineage: Eukaryota; Metazoa; Arthropoda; Insecta; Diptera; Chironomidae. The record is from the annotation of a GenBank genome assembly.